Messenger RNA from Quercus lobata, 2205 nucleotides. Its product is annotated as MDIS1-interacting receptor like kinase 2-like. Gene Ontology annotation, molecular function: protein binding; protein kinase activity; ATP binding. The record is from RefSeq and is a predicted model, not a curated record. The coding region runs from base 1 to 2205 and encodes 734 amino acids. Gene Ontology annotation, biological process: protein phosphorylation. Lineage: Eukaryota; Viridiplantae; Streptophyta; Magnoliopsida; Fagales; Fagaceae. The transcript is spliced from 6 exons.
AUGACAUCCCUUUCAAACAAACCGCUCUACAACCAAUUCAUUUCAUCUCUAGUCUUCUUCUUCCUUGUUGUCAUCAUCCUUGAUUUCAUUUGCUCAUCCACUGCUUUUGUUUCCUCUGUAACUUCACCUUUUGUUUACACUAACAAUAAGGUUAAGGUAGUAGAAGAAAGAAAAGAAGCAAAGGCUCUUCUAAAAUGGAAAACCAACCUUCACAGUAACAGCCAGUCUUUCUUGUCCUCUUGGGCUGGAAACAAUCCUUGCAAUUGGGUUGGAAUAAAUUGCGACAAGUCUGGAAGCAUCACCCAUCUAAAUCUUUCAAGUCAUAGUUUGAAAGGUGCACUUCACAAUCUAAGCUUUCAAUCCUUCCCCAAUCUACUCAAUGUUGACCUUUCUUACAACUCACUAUUUGGAACCAUCCCCUCAAAUAUUGUUCGCCUCUCUAAACUCUCGAUUCUAAACCUUUCUUAUAAUCAAAUCACUGGGAGAAUUCCUUCUGAAAUAGGAAAAUUGACAAGUCUUCACGUCUUUUACCUUGCUGCAAAUUGUACAAUCCCUGCUUCUCUUGGAAACUUAAGCAGCCUAACCACUCUAUAUCUUCAUAUGAACCAACUUUCUGGUUCCAUCCCUCAAGAAUUAGAUAUGCUAAGUUCUUUGACUUACGUUCAGUUAUCAACAAACAAACUCACAGGAACCAUCCCUGCUUCUCUUGGAAACUUAAGCAGCCUAACCUAUCUAUAUCUUUAUAUUAACCAACUUUCUAGUUCCAUCCCUGAAGAAUUAGGAGGGUUAACUUCUUUGAGUGAACUUGAUUUAUCAGAAAACAAUCUCACAGGUAGAAUAUCUCCUAAGCUUGGAGAUGCAAGUCAAUUACAUUUGCUUGACCUCUCCUCAAAUAAGCUCUAUGAGGAGAUUCCAAAGGAAUUAGCCAAAAAAAUUUUAAUUGGAGAGAUACCUCAACAAUUUGGAGAAUUGAAAGUAUUAGAAGUUUUGAAUCUUUCCCACAAUGCGCUCUCUGGCUCUAUUCCAUCUAGUUUUGAUGGAUUGUUAAGCUUGACAUCCAUUGAUUUGUCCUACAAUCAAUUGGAGGGUCCUAUGCCGAAUACUAAAGCAUUUCGUGAGGCGCCAGAAGAAGCAUUUAGUCAUAAUAAGGGCUUGUGUGGAAAUGUCACUAGUUUGAAGGCUUGCCCCUCUACAAUUAGCCACAAUCCUCAUGUCAAAAAGAUGAAUAAAGUUAUGAAAUUGAUUUUAGUCUUUUUGGGCAUUCUCUUUCUUAUAUUUAUCUUUGUUGGAAUCACAUUAUAUUUUCGAUCAAGAAAGAUGAAGACAGAAAUUAAGCAAGAAGAAGAAGAACAUCCAAAUAUGUUUGCAGUAUGGAGCUAUGAUGAGAAAAUGGUUUAUGAAAAAAUUAUUGAAGCAAUAGAGGAUUUUGAUGACAAACAUAUUAUUGGUGUAGGCAGCCAUGGAAUUGUUUAUAAAGCUAAGUUGCCUAGAGAUCAAGCUGCUGCUGUAAAGAAACUUCAUCCACUCUUAGAAGAUAGUGUGGCCAAUCUAAAGAGGCUUUCACCAGAGAGAUACUUCUUGGAAGGUGGGAGAUUGGAAAAGAAAAUAAACAAUGAUGACCUAGCACUGAAGUUUGAUUGGUAUAAGAGGGUAAAUGUUGUUAAAGGUGUGGCAAGUGCUCUGUCAUACAUGCAUCAUGACUGCUCCAGUCCAAUAAUUCAUCGUGAUAUAUCAAGCAAGAAUGUUCUACUAGAUUCAGAAUAUGAAUCUCAUGUCUCUGACUUUGGCAAAGCUAGGAUUAUGAGUUCUAACACAUCUUAUUGGACUUCAUUUUCUGGGACCUUUGGAUACUCUGCUCCAGAAGUAGUACCUGGUAAGUUGAAUUACUUGGUGAAAGUAGAGCAUAACACUGAUAUUUUACUUUUCAGAGAAUACAUACCAAUGGAAGUGAGUGAAAAGUGUGACGUUUACAGCUUUGGAGUAGUCGUGUUGGAAGUAAUUACGGGAAGGCAUCCGGGUGAUUUGAUCUCAUCAUUUCUAUCAUCAUCAUUUUCAUUAUCAUCCCAUGAUGUGCUACUAGAAGAUAUAUUGGAUCAACGUCUUGCACAUCCUACAAAUAGAGUUGCAGAGAAGGUGGUUUUAGUGGCAAAGAUAGCAAUAGCAUGCUUACAAGCCAGUCCACAAUCUCGUCCAACCAUGCAAUAA